AUGGUGCGAGCAUGGUGGGGUAUGGUUGAGUAUGGUGCGAGUAUUCUAGAGUAUGGUGGGGUAUGGUGGAGUAUGGCGCGAGUAUGGUGGAGUAUGGUGGAGUAUGAUGCGAGUAUGGUGGAGUAUGAUGCGAGUAUGGUGGAGUAUGGUGCGAGUAUGGUGGAGAAUGGUGGUAUCAAGUCCUGCCACAGACCUGAGUCCUGCCACAGCCCUGAGUCCUGCCACAGCCCUGAGUCCUGCCACAGCCCUGAGUCCUGCCACAGAUCAAGUCCUGCCACAGCCCUGAGUCCUGCCACAGACCUGAGUCCUGCCACAGACCUGAGUCCUGCCACAGACCUGAGUCCUGCCACAGCCCUGAGUCCUGCCACAGACCUGAGUCCUGCCACAGACCUGAGUCCUGCCACACCCCUGAGUCCUGCCACAGCCCUGAGUCCUGCCACAGACCUGAGUCCUGCCACAGACCUGAGUCCUGCCACACCCAUGAGUCCUGCCACAGACCUGAGUCCUGCCACAGCCCUGAGUCCUGCCACAGACCUGAGUCCUGCCACAGCCCUGAGUCCUGCCACAGCCCUGAGUCCUGCCACAGCCCUGAGUCCUGCCACAGACCUGAGUCCUGCCACAGACCUGAGUCCUGCCACAGACCUGAGUCCUGCCACAGCCCUGAGUCCUGCCACAGCCCUGAGUCCUGACACAGCCCUGAGUCCUGCCACAGACCUGAGUCCUGCCACAGACCUGAGUCCUGCCACACCCCUGAGUCCUGCCACAGACCUGAGUCCAGCCACAGCCCUGAGUCCUGCCACAGACCUGAGUCCUGCCACAGACCUGAGUCCUGCCACAGCCCUGAGUCCUGCCACAGACCUGAGUCCUGCCACAGCCCUGAGUCCUGCCACAGCCCUGAGUCCUGCCACAGACCUGAGUCCUGCCACAGCCCUGAGUCCUGCCACAGACCUGAGUCCUGCCACAGCCCUGAGUCCUGCCACAGUCCUGAGUCCUGCCACAGCCCUGAGUCCUGCCACAGCCCUGAGUCCUGCCACAGACCUGAGUCCUGCCACAGCCCUGAGUCCUGCCACAGUCCUGAGUCCUGCCACAGUCCUGAGUCCUGCCACAGCCCUGAGUCCUGCCACAGACCUGAGUCCUGCCACAGAUCAAGUCCUGCCACAGAUCAAGUCCUGCCACAGACCUGAGUCCUGCCACAGCCCUGAGUCCUGCCACAGAUCAAGUCCUGCCACAGAUCAAGUCCUGCCACAGCCCUGA
Molecule: messenger RNA, 1254 nt
Organism: Knipowitschia caucasica
Lineage: Eukaryota; Metazoa; Chordata; Actinopteri; Gobiiformes; Gobiidae
Source: the annotation of a GenBank genome assembly